UCUUUUUUCUUUUUUUUCCUCUGCGCAAUCCCACUCGUCUCUUCUCUUUUUUCUCUUACGGGGUUGAAGAAAAGGAGAGAGGGAGAUAAUGAGAAGGUGUGAUACGAGAUGACAACACUUUUAUUAAUAUAACGGAGCCUCCCUAGAACGCCGUUACUUCUCAACCAGCCGUUAAGUCACGUGACCACCCCAAAACCCACUCUCUCUCACUUUAUGGAGCUUGAGCGAUUGAGCCUCGCUCCCGCCCCCGUUGACGACGACGCUGACGCCGUCCCUAACGGCGUCAACGCCGCCGGUGAUGAUGGCAGCCGAGCUCCACGGCUGCCGCGGUGGACGAGGCAGGAGAUCCUCGUGUUGAUUCAGGGCAAAAAGGUGGCCGAGAGCAGGGUCCGGAGGGGCCGGACCGGCGGGUUAGCGUUUGGGUCAGCGCAAAUCGAGCCGAAGUGGGCGUCCGUUUCGUCGUAUUGUAAGCGCCACGGCGUGAACCGGGGACCAGUCCAGUGCCGGAAGCGAUGGAGCAACCUCGCGGGCGAUUACAAGAAGAUCAAAGAAUGGGAGUCGCAGAUAAGGGACGAGAGCGAGUCGUUUUGGGUGAUGAGGAACGACGUGAGGAGGGAAAAGAGGCUACCAGGGUUUUUCGAUAGGGAGGUUUACGACAUGCUCGACGGGGUUGGCGCCGCGCCGCCAGGGCCGUCCGGACUCGCUCUGGGCCUGGCGCCGGCCCCCGAGGGCGAGGGGAUGGUGGCGCCAGAGGAGGAGGCGGAGGCCGUGUUCGAUAGUGGGCGGAGCGCCGCGGCGGAGGACGGGCUGUUUUCGGACUUUGAGCAGUCAGGUGGGAGUCCGGAGAAGGAACCGCCGGCAAAGGAGGUUCCGGCGACGGUGGCAGCUCCUGUGCCAAUUUCUGAGAAGCAGUAUCAACCUUUUCCCAGGGAGGGUUCAAGUCAAGGUCCGGCAAGCAAGAGACACCCAGCCUCAAAUCCUGAGAUGCCGUCCACAUCUCAGGAGGGACGGAAGCGAAAGCGGUUUACAGCCGAUGGGGACGAGGAAACAACAAGACUGCAGGAUCAGUUGAUCGAGGUUUUGGAGAGGAAUGGCAGAAUGUUGAGCGACCAACUCGAAGCUCAGAACACCAAUUUCCAAUUGGACAGGGAGCAGCGAAAGGACCAAGCCGAUUGCCUGGUUGCUGUUCUUAGUAAGCUUGCAGAUGCGCUAGGGAGAAUUGCGGAUAAGUUGUAGUAAAAGGGCAUCAGAAUACAGUUGCUGUACAUAGGAAAAAUUUCUGGACAAGCUCCAAUGCGGGGAAUGAAGCUUGAAGAAAGAGCGAUUUGGUAGGGGAUUAAAUUUCGAUAGCUUCAUGGCAAGCAGGAUCACAUUGAGGAUGGCUUUCACAUCUUUUUUUUUUUUAAAUUUCUUUUUACCAUUUUGUGGCUUAUUGCCAUUAUAGGGAUUCAUACACAGAUAAUAAAGUAUAGAAAUUUGAGAGCUUCACAAACAUUUGGACAUCCUUCUUGUUAUAUAAUUCAAGUUUAUAUAUUGAGAUUUUUUUUUUCCUUUUUC
Molecule: messenger RNA, 1557 nt
Organism: Vitis riparia (riverbank grape)
Lineage: Eukaryota; Viridiplantae; Streptophyta; Magnoliopsida; Vitales; Vitaceae
Product: trihelix transcription factor ASR3
Exons: 3
Coding region: 214-1236 (340 amino acids)
Source: RefSeq, a predicted model, not a curated record